UGGGUUGUGACAUUGCCUCUCCAUUUCGCUAAAGAGGAAAAGAUAGGCAUGAGUUCUCUAGCUUUCUUGGUUCGCUUUAGAAGAUUGGCAUAGUGAUCCUCAUUAAGCCUCGAAGAAACUUUAUAAAACAGUAUUUGCUUGCCAAGUUAUAUAUAACACGCGCUCAGAGAGACAGGGAAAACACAAGCUUGGCACAAAGAGAGUCCUGAGACCGAGUGAGGGUAAGCGAUGGAGAAGACAAGCAGGAAGUUGGACCUAAGUUCGACGUCUGAAAUUGGAGAUGGUGAUCAGACUCUUCAUCAUCAGGUGCCUGUGGAUUGGAGAGGAAGACCUUGCCGAGCCAACAGACAUGGCGGAAUGACUGCCGCUAUCUUCGUUCUCGGUCUCCAAGCGUUUGAGAUGAUGGCGAUCGCUGGGGUUGGCAACAAUCUGAUAACGUAUGUGUUCAGCGACAUGCACUUCCCUCUGUCCAAAUCCGCCAACAUCGUCACCAACUUCGUCGGCACCAUCUUCCUCCUCUCCCUUCUUGGCGGCUUCCUCUCCGACUCAUACCUCGGGAGCUUCUGGACCAUGCUCGUCUUCGGCUUCGUUGAGCUUGCGGGUUUUAUACUACUGUCCAUCCAAGCACAUCUCCAAUCACUAAAGCCACCAAAAUGCAACAUGACUGAUGCCCAAGGGUCCCAUUGUGAGGAGGCUAGUGGUUACAGGGCUCUCAUAUUUUAUGUGUCCCUUUGCCUAGUGGCACUUGGGAGUGGGUGCUUGAAGCCCAACAUCAUCUCCCAUGGGGCUGACCAGUUCAGGAGGGAGGACUCCAGGCAGUCCAGGAGGCUCUCCACCUACUUCAAUGCCGCCUACUUUGCCUUCUGCACCGGGGAGCUUGUCGCCCUCACUGUCCUCGUCUGGGUCCAGACUGACUCUGGGAUGGAUGUAGGCUUUGGCGUCUCUGCCGCCGCCAUGGUGGUGGGGCUGGUCAGCCUGAUCUCAGGAAUCCUGUUUUACAAGAACACGCCUCCUCACGGAAGCAUCUUCACCCCGAUAGCCCAAGUUUUUGUGGCUGCCAUCACAAAGAGAAAGCAGAUCUGUCCUUCGAAUACUGACAUGCUUCAUGGCAACAAAAUCAAUGAAUCUAACGAUCAGGUUGCCUCUGCAGCCGAGAGCAGCAAUCUCCGCCACACCGAGAAGUUCAGAUUCCUAGACAAGGCCUGCAUUAAGAUACAAGAUGGAGCUCGGGACAGCGAAAGCCCAUGGAGACUCUGCACGGUCAGGCAGGUGGAGCAGGUGAAGAUCAUAAUCUCGGUCAUCCCGAUAUUCGCCUGCACCAUAAUCUUCAAUACCAUCCUAGCGCAGCUCCAAACAUUCUCGGUCCUACAGGGGCGUUCCAUGGACACCCGAAUCAAGGACCACUUCCAUGUGCCCCCAGCGUCCCUACAGGCCAUCCCUUACCUCAUGCUAAUUGUUGUCGUCCCACUGUACGAGACCUUGUUUGUCCCGAUCACCCGUCGCCUGACUGGGAGGGACUCAGGGAUCUCCCCGCUCCAGAGAGUCGGUAUCGGGCUCUUCAUUGCAAGCUUCUCGAUGGUCUCUGCAGCUCUGGUUGAGAAGAAGAGGAGGGACUCGGCGCUGCAGCAUCAUGAGACUCUCUCCAUAUUCUGGAUAGCCCCACAGUUCCUCAUAUUUGGGCUCUCGGAGAUGUUCACUGCGGUCGGGCUCAUUGAGUUCUUCUACAAGCAGUCGGUCGAGGGGAUGCAAUCCUUCUUGACUGCCAUGACUUACUGCUCCUACUCAUUUGGGUUCUAUCUGAGCUCACUCCUGGUCUCACUGGUCAACAAGAUAACCUCAACUUCAUCAUCCUCUGUUGGUGGGUGGCUCAGUGACAAUGACCUCAACAAGGACAGGCUUGACCUCUUUUACUGGUUACUGGCUGCACUAAGCUUCAUUAACUUCCUCAACUACCUCUUUUGCUCUUUAUGGUACUCUAACAAGCUAUCUCCAUUAUCUUCAACAUCACCAAUCAAAUCCCACAUAGGAGGAGACGCUGUACAAAGACCACAGCUGGAUCAACCCACUUGAACAUGAAGGAUCCUGAUCAUGUUGCUCAAAUUAGGCCCGGGUCUGCGAUUAAUUUUGUCGAUCCAGUUGACUAGAUAUCCUACUGAUCACUUAGUGAAAAGCUAGCAAUAGGGUGAUUAUUACUGUUUUGGGAAACUCUGGCACUCUCUGGCUAGAUCAAUGGUCAUGUCUUCCUUUUCUUUUUCUUUUUUCUUCCUGGAAUCAACUUUUCACCGUGUGUGGGGGACACGAGGGGUCCCCCAUGUUGGCGAGGCUAUCGCGAGGAAGUUAGGUCUAGUCCCACAAUGCAAACUAUCAUCAUGGUUCAGUGACUUCACCUAGCUUGUAUGUGUCUUUAUGACAAUAUGUUCAUAUAUAUAUAUAUAUAUAUAUAUAUAUAUAAACCUCCUGUAGUCACUGUCUUUCUCUGGAUGAAAAAGGAGGGCAUGUUAAGUGGUGGGGGAUGUGCUGUGGCUUGGUGCCGUGUCUGUGCCUUUUCCCAUCGUCGUGAAAGGAACCCUUCCUUUUGAAGGCGAAUCUAAUAUUUAUCAUGAUGUCGGUUCAUGAAUCAAUGUGGAAUACAGUGCUUGCUUGUGAGCAUUCUGUC
Eucalyptus grandis is the source of this 2656-nucleotide messenger RNA. RefSeq names its product protein NRT1/ PTR FAMILY 4.4. The record is from RefSeq and is a predicted model, not a curated record. The transcript is spliced from 5 exons. Gene Ontology annotation, cellular component: membrane. Lineage: Eukaryota; Viridiplantae; Streptophyta; Magnoliopsida; Myrtales; Myrtaceae. Bases 229 to 2070 code for a protein of 613 amino acids. Gene Ontology annotation, molecular function: transmembrane transporter activity. Gene Ontology annotation, biological process: transmembrane transport.